AUGGAAAAAGGCGUGAGGAAGAAUAGUCGCUGCAGCUGGGUGGCACCUCUUCCACUCAAGCCACCCAGACUUCGACUUCCUAACAACCGACAACAAGCACCUGAACAGUGGCAUUACAUACCCACGGAUAAAAACCCAGCUGACUAUGGAACCAGAUCAAUUCCUGCCAUCCAAAUGUCUGCUACAGCCUGGCUCAACAGUCCAUCUUUCCUCUCCAACUCCUUGUUCAACCGUUUUGAACCCAACUUCUACUGCCUUAUUGAUCCUGAAAACGACGUCGAAAUCUGUCCAGUAGUGGCAACCUUCACCACCCACUCAUCCCCUGUGCUGCUCAGUGCUCAUCACUACAGGAAGUUCUCCACAUGGACGGCACUUACACAGGCAAUCGCUCGUUUGAUCCACAUCUCUCAGUCAUUUCAGAAAGAGACUAGGUCGAAUGACUGCAAGGGCUGGCAUUACUGUCGAGCAACGUUUCCGAUAGAAACACUGGUGCAAUCCAACAAUGUGGUCCUCCGGUCGGCGCACAGAGACACCAAGCACCAUAUAGCAUCCCUGCUUAUUAGGCACCACCAUAAGCAGGUACAUAACCAGGGACGUCACUUUACAGAGGGCGCAGUCCGUGCUGCUGGCUUCUGGAUUGUCGGUGGAAAAAGAAAUGUCAGCAAAACCAUUUACUACUGUGUAAUUUGCAGAAAGCCCUGUGGACCUAUGCAGAUCCAAAAGAUGGCAGACCUACCAGAAGAUCGCCUAUCUAUGGAACCUCCCUUCACAAAUGUGGGGCUCGACAUUUUGGGGCCUUGGCCCAUUACUUCAUGUCGGACCAGAGGAGGCUUGGGCAAGCAGUGGGCCACCAUAUUUACAUGCAUGACCACCAGAGCAGUUUACAUCGAGGUCUUGAAGUCACUCGAUACAUCAAGCCUGAUAAAUGCUCUCAGGCGCUUCUUUUCCAUCCGGGGUUCUGCAAAACUUAUCCAUUCUGACCAAGGCUCCAAUUUUGUCAGAGCCAGAAAUGAACUCAAAAUCAAUUCCACCCUAGAUGCAAGUGCGGUGAGUAAACACCUCUCUGACUACGGUUGUACUUGGUUAUUCAACCCUCCGCAUGCACCACACAUGGGUAGAGCGUGGGAAAGAUUGAUAGGUAUAGCCAAGAGAAUUUUCAAUUACAUGUUGCUGCAACAUGGAAGUACCAAACUAACCCAUGAAGUGUUCACCACCUUUCUGGCUAAGGUCGCUGCCAUUGUUAAUAACAGACCACUUGUCCCAGUAUCCACAGACCUAGAGGACCCAGUUCUGCUCACACCUUCAACACUCCUCGCCCAAAAGAUUGGCUCUGUUCCUGCACCGACUGGUAACUUCACCAGAAAGGACGUUUCUAGAUGA
This is a messenger RNA of Acanthosepion pharaonis, 1380 nucleotides long. NCBI's taxonomy places the organism in Eukaryota, Metazoa, Mollusca, Cephalopoda, Sepiida, Sepiidae. The record is from the annotation of a GenBank genome assembly.